GACCCUGUCCUUCCGGAAGCUGUCCCGACCGUCCUGUAGUCAAUGUCCAACACUCAGCCUGAUACUUUACUGUCAUCCUGACAUCCGGACGUUUCUGAGCAGUGGACACGAUGUCUUCUCAUCUUUCUGUCGUCCAUCGUCGCCGUCGUCGUGGUGGCGCUGACGAUGACUGUUGCACCCACCUCGUGCGAGUAUCAGCUGACGAUCCUGCACACCAACGACGUGCACGCGAGAUUUGACGAGACCAGCGUGUACAGCAGCAGCCCCUGCCCACCUGCCGACGUGGCAGCCAACAAGUGCUAUGGCGGGUUCGCUCGACUGGUGACAGCAUCGCGGGAGGUGAGACAGACUUACAACAACACCCUUUUUCUGGACGCGGGGGACCAGUUCCAGGGGACCAUAUGGUUCUACUACUUCGGCCAAGUCGUCACCCCUGCCUUCGUCAACCAUCUCCAGUACGACGCUAUGGCCAUUGGCAACCAUGAGUUUGACAAAGGGGUCAGCUACCUCGUUCCUUACCUACGGAAUGUCACCGCCACCGUCGUCAACGCCAACAUCAACGCCACCCUAGAGCCAGAGAUGAAGCCGCUGUUUCAGAAGUCGGUCGUCAAGACGGUUGGCGGCCAGAGGAUAGGAAUCAUCGGGUACACGACGCAGGAGACACCCGACUUGUCGAGUGCAGGACAGAACUUAAAGUUCGGGGACGUGGUGGAAGCUGUGAGGAAGGAAGUUGAAGUUCUCACCAGUCAAGGCAUCAACAAAAUUAUCGCACUGGGGCAUGCUGGGUACAGUGUGGACAAGAUCAUAGCUACCAUCCCUGGUGUGGACGUGGUGGUGGGUGGACACAGCCACACAUUCCUGUACAACGCCUCAAACGUGAAUGACAGGCCGUCCACCGAGGUAGCACUGGGAGACUACCCAACAGUGGUUGAGAAGAAUGGCAGCAGAGCGUUGGUGGUGCAAGCCUACGCCUACAGCAAAUACCUGGGUAUUCUCCACGUCACCUUUGACGACAACGGCAAUGUCAUCGACUACAAUGGCAAGCCGAGACUGCUCAACGCUUCCGUAGAAAACGAUAAUGCAACACUAGAGAUGCUAAGCCAUGGAGGGAGGAGGUCGCGAAGAGGUCGCAAGCAGUGAUUGGCAGAACACUUGUCAACCUGGAGGGCAGCUCUACAAUCUGCAGAAAACAAGAGUGUAACCUGGGCAACCUCAUCACUGACGGCAUGGUUUACGGCAACCGCAAAUCGUCAGACCAAGACCCGGAUGAGUGGACUGAUGUGACCAUCGCUAUCACGAACGGAGGCUCGAUCAGAGACACCAUCGUAAGGG
Messenger RNA from Pomacea canaliculata, 1332 nucleotides. Its product is annotated as 5'-nucleotidase-like. Bases 166 to 1140 code for a protein of 324 amino acids. Gene Ontology annotation, cellular component: plasma membrane. Gene Ontology annotation, molecular function: metal ion binding; 5'-nucleotidase activity; nucleotide binding. The record is from RefSeq and is a predicted model, not a curated record. Gene Ontology annotation, biological process: AMP catabolic process. Lineage: Eukaryota; Metazoa; Mollusca; Gastropoda; Architaenioglossa; Ampullariidae. The transcript is spliced from 7 exons.